AUGCUUUUAUUUUUAUCAUAAAAUGUACCCUUCGACGUAUUGAAAUCAGUGAUAUCUUGGAACAUUAAUGUUAAGGUGAUUUGACACAGUAUGGAUUGGUGCUAUUGGCUUGAUGUACGAGGGCAUUUCCUCUGGAAAUGAAUGAAUGAAUGAAUGAAUGAAUGAGUGAGGUGGUGUGCAUGCGUGCCGCCCCGAGAGCGCGCGAGUGACCGUUGGGGUGGCGUGUGUGUGUUGCAGCCGUGCGGUUCGGGCGCGUGCCGAAGCGCGAGAAGGCGCGCAUCCUGGCCGCCAUGCAGCUCAGCUCCAACUCGCGCUCGUACGAGAAGGCGCUCGCCGCCGAGCUGGAGGACGAGCAGCGCCUGCUGGCCACGGUGGUGCGCGCGCACCUCGACACCUGCGACUUCACGCGCGACAAGGUGGCGCCCCUGCUGCAGCGCGCGCGCGAGCAGCCCUGCUACACCGCCUGCCCCGCCACGCUGGCGUGCCCGCUGAAUCCCAACACGCAGCCCCUGGCCGGGCAGCAGGAGCUCCUGCAAGACUUCUCCAAGCGUUUCUCGCCCGCCAUCCGCGGCGUGGUCGAGUUCGCCAAGCGCAUCCCCGGCUUCUCGCUGCUGCCGCAGGAUGACCAAGUGACGCUCCUCAAAGCGGGCGUCUUCGAGGUGCUGUUGGUGCGCCUCGCCUGUAUGUUCGACUCGCAGACGAACAGCAUGAUCUGCCUGAACGGGCAAGUGCUGCGCCGCGACGCCAUCCACUCGUCGUCGAACGCGCGCUUCCUCAUGGACUCCAUGUUCGACUUCGCCGAGCGCCUGAACGCGCUGCGCCUGUCGGACGCCGAGGUGGGGCUCUUCUGCGCGGUGGUGGUGAUCGCCCCCGACCGCCCGGGGCUGCGCAGCACCGAUCUCAUCGAGCGCAUGCAGGCCAAGCUGCGCGCCGCGCUGCAGGCGGUCGUGGCGCAGAACCACCCGUCUCAGCCCGCCGCCUGCCUCGAGCUCAUGAAGAAGGUGCCCGACCUGCGCACGCUCAACACGCUGCACUCCGAGAAGCUGCUGGCCUUCAAGAUGACCGAGCAGCAGCAACAGCAGCAGCAGCAACAACAGCAGCAGCAACAGCAGCAGAUGUGGGGCUGCGACCAGGACGACAGCGCGGCGAGCGCGUCCCCGCCCGCGUCGUGCUCGUGGUCGUCGGGGUCGGACGCCGCCAUGGACGAGGCGGUGAAGAGCCCGCUGGGGUCGGUGUCGUCGACCGAGUCGCUGUGCUCGGGUGAGGUGGCGGCGCUGUCCGCCGGCGUGGGCGUGGCCCCGCAGAUGGAGUUCAGCGCGCAGGCCAGCGCCGCGCCGCUGCUGGCGGCCACGCUGGCCGGCUGCCCGCUGCGGCCGCGCCCGCCCUCCGGCUCCUCGGGCGACGAGGAGCCCACGCGGACGCUGCUGCACCACUCGUCCAUGCCGCACCUGACGCACCUG
Messenger RNA from Gryllus bimaculatus (two-spotted cricket), 1460 nucleotides. The record is from the annotation of a GenBank genome assembly. NCBI's taxonomy places the organism in Eukaryota, Metazoa, Arthropoda, Insecta, Orthoptera, Gryllidae.